Messenger RNA from Jatropha curcas, 1762 nucleotides. It is a transcript of the gene WRKY30, whose product is annotated as WRKY DNA-binding protein 30. Gene Ontology annotation, biological process: regulation of DNA-templated transcription. The record is from RefSeq and is a predicted model, not a curated record. Gene Ontology annotation, cellular component: nucleus. Lineage: Eukaryota; Viridiplantae; Streptophyta; Magnoliopsida; Malpighiales; Euphorbiaceae. Gene Ontology annotation, molecular function: transcription cis-regulatory region binding; DNA-binding transcription factor activity.
CCAUCCAUAUCCUUCCUAGCUCAGGCCUCUCAUCAUCAACCAGCUUUGUCCAUAUAGCCAUUUCAAGGCUCAACAAAUUCUUACUUAUAUAAAUUUUUUUGUUUUGUUCGUUUGUCCUGUCUCAGUUAACCCGUUACUAUUCUUCUUCAUCAAAAUUCUCGUAUACUAAUUUAAUACAAGGAAUUAAACAAAUCCAUCAUAUCCAUGUUUGUUAAUUUACUCUUUUUCUUCCUAUCAGUAUCAUAUAUUCUUACCUGUUAUUUCAUAUCCUAAUUAAUUAAUUAAGUAGACACUCCUUUUUGUAUUCUUUGAUUGCUCGGUCAUAUUUUGUAUUGUAUUGUAUUAUAAAAUGGAGAAUAUGGGAGAUUGGGAACAAAAGAAUCUUGUAAACGAGCUAACAACAGGAAGAGAGCUAGCGAGGCAACUACAAGUUCAUCUGAACAUUCCAUCUUCAUCAAGAGAAGCACGUGAAAUGUUAGUCCAGAGGAUCUUAAAUUCCUAUGAGAAGGCACUUUCAAUCUUAAAUCUAAGCAACUCAUCAAUAAGAGAAACAACUCUAACCCCAGCAGUUGCCAUUGGAGGAUUGUCUGAAUCGCCAUUAAGUGGAAGUCCUCGUAGUGAAGACUCUGACCAGGACCCUAAAGAUGCCUCUAGGAAGAGGAAGAGCACGCUAAGAUGGACACAACAAGUGCGAGUUAAUCCGGGGAUGGGACUUGAAGGGCCACUUGAUGAUGGCUUUAGCUGGAGAAAGUACGGACAGAAAGACAUACUCGGAGCUAAGCAUCCAAGGGGCUAUUAUAGGUGCACUCAUCGAAUCGUUCAAGGCUGUUUAGCAACAAAGCAAGUGCAACGAUCCGAUGAAGACCCUACCAUUUUUGAGAUUACCUAUCGUGGAAGGCAUACUUGCACUCAAGCCUCACAUUUGCUUCCACCUAUACAGCCAUUACCGGAAAAUCAAGAACCAAACACCAGCAGGGAGCUUCAGAACCAAGAAAAUCAACAACAAUCGCAAGAUCUUCUCUUGAAUUUCCGAUCAGAGCUUAAAGUUAUAACAGACGGGUUAGACUCACAAGAACAAUCGAUUCCUCCUUUUCACUUUCCUUCUACGUUGAAUAAAAAUGUUACAGCAGAAAACCAAGUGUUUUCGCCUUCUGUGGUCGAUACUAGCUUUAUGGAAAGUUAUUCUCCACCAUUCAUAUCUCCUUCAACGUCUGGGACGAACUAUUUCUCUGCACGGUCAAGUGGAAUGCAUCAAAACUUUGGAGGGAGUAAUCAGAGUUUGCAGACAUGUGAGUCUGAGCUUACUGACAUAAUAUCUGUUGCUACUUCAGCUACUAACUCUCCAACUGCUGGUUUGGAUUUCCCAUUUGGAAAUGUAGAAUUUGAUCCAAAUUUCACAUUUGACAAUCGUGGUUUCCUUUAAUUACCGAGUUCUUUGCAUAGCCGGAAACUGCCAUGAUUGAAGUCGAAAGGUAGCAGAAGCAUCUCCACCGAAAUUCCUACUAAGUAGAUAGAUAGACAACUUUGCCAAGAGGAAAAACCGUGGUAAUAGCUUCCAAGAUUUCAAAAGCUUCCAUGUUAACAUCUUAAUUAUUAAUUAAUGGUCUUCGUAAUUGUAUUUGUUUUAAAUUUAAUCCCAAGUAGGCAUAAGGUCCUUUAUACGUAGAAAGUCUUAUUUGUAAACAAUAACAUUUGCAUUUCUGUGUUGUAGUGUUAUUCUUAUUUUUGUGGAGAAUAAGAGGUGUUAAAUUUAAAAUUAAAA